AUGGACAGACACGUAAACUUAUUGAGGGCAGAUUGCUUCAAAAAAAAGAUUUUAUACGAGGAUGAAGAUUUCAUCCCUUCCGAAAAAUCUAUCUCGUUUUUCAGAAUAUUACCAGAACGGACCCUGUGGUUGAGGCCAAACGAGAUUCUUAAAAAUUCCGGCAAAAAAUUUGAAUUUUACGCACUAAAUGAAGAAAAUGUCGUUGAUAUUGGGCACGGAAAAUAUGGAUCAUCAGAUUUAGUUGGGGCCCUAGCAACCAUAAUCAGCAGGCCAGACAUUUUUAAAAACAUGCACAACCUUCCUAGCCAGCUUAACUCUGAAGAAAAUUCUCUAAUUAGUGAUUCUCUGGGUGCCUACUCUUUCAAUUUUUACUACAACGGUCUGUGGCAAGAGGUUGUCAUUGAUGAUCGUCUACCCGUCGAUAGAAAUAAAAAAUUCCUUUUUAUUAGGAGCUUUUCAUUCCAAAAUAAUAACAGUAAUAAUAACAAUAAAAAUAGUAAUAAUUGUGUCAAUUUUUUUCCUCCAUUGGUUGAAAAAGCAUUAGCCAAACUUUUAGGAUCCUAUGAACUCAUAUCAUAUACACCAUAUCAAGAACUGGUACACAUUCUAACUGGGGGCGUAGUUGAAUCCUUCAAUCUCGAGUUGGCACCGCCCUCUCUUCCGUUUCUGUCCAAUAGCAUCUUUCGUGCCCUGCAAUCGAGCUCUCUGAUUGGCUGCUUCAUUGAUAUAUGGGAUAAACGAUCAGGCCGUGGAACUCUGAUGAGUAAUGGCCUGAGGACGGGGUACCAGUACAUCAUCAAUGACAUCAGAGAGAUAAAAUUAGUAUCAGGACACAAUGAGAUGCCCUUGACAUUAGUUAGAUUGAAGGACCCUUGGUCUACAAAAGGUUCCAAACAGUUGUGGAAAGGUGCCUGGAGCACCUGUUCUCGAGAAUGGCAAAAGUUAUCGGAUGAUGACAAAUGUGGUAUGGGCUUGACUCUAGAACAUUCUUCAGAAUUCUGGAUGGAUCUUGCGCACUUUGUCAAACUCUUCGACAACAUCGAUAUCAUCACCAUCCCGUCAUCAUCAUCAUCAUCAUCAUCAAUGGUGAAACAGCUAUCAUCAUCAUCAUCAUUGACAACAACAACGUUAUCAUCAUCAUCAUCGACAUCUGGUGGGGAGUUGAGUUGGAAAAGUUUUGUUUUCCAGGGUAGAUGGCAGAGAGGUUUGAAUGCUGGCGGGAGGCCAAUUUGUACAGAAUGCCACCACACCAACCCCCAGUACAAGCUGUCAGUCAACAGGCCAGACUCCGACCAGAUCUGUCUAGUCAUAAUCGAAUUAGAACAAAUCAAUAAUAAUAACCGUAAUAAUAAUAAUAAUAAUAAUUUUGGAUGUAAUUAUGGUUCUUAUAAUAAUAAUAAUAAUAAUAAUAAUAAUAAUAAUAAUAGUAAUAAUGAUAGGAGUUUGAUGGGUGUUGAGGAUAGGAAGGAUAUUGGGUUUGUUCUCUAUGAGUGUACCAAAGUCACUAGAUUACCUCUAUCGAAAGAGCACAUGGAGAGGAACCGCUUUGUUGCCAAGUGCGAUUUCUUCUCCGAUGCCAAAUUCGUCACGAAACGCUUCCUACUGAAGCAGGCAACAUCGUUCGUCAUCGUGCCGAGUACCUACCACAGCGGCCUCGACUGCUCCUUCGCCCUCAGGGUCCUGACUUACUGUGAUGAGAACUUUGUCGAAUACAUCGAAACUCCAGACAGCCCAUCUCUAAACACAUCUCUGACGUCUACUAUGACGUCACUGCAACAGCAUCAACAACAAAAUGGCGACAACAACAACAGCAGCAACAAACAACAGCAACAAAUUGUUGACGAGCACGAAUUACUGUUGAAAAGCAUUAUACAUUGUAAGAACGAAGUUGACUUACCCAGAGGUCAAAUAUCUACUGAGCCUUGUGAGAUCCUGGAAGGCUACAGGCUGAGCCAUAGUUUGGUGAGCAAGCUGAUUUACAGACUGGAGGAUGAAGAUAGGAUGAUCAGCGAGGAAAAGUUCAUGAUGUAUGCUUACAAAGAGAAAAGCGUAAGUUUGAACUGCACAAUGGAUGAGACACAUUUUGGGUCACCACAAUUAGACGAACGGUUAGUCACCAAAUUGACUACUACCCAUUUUAAAGCCACUUCUUAGCUUCUUUCCAGUUGAUAAAAUAAAUAGAAUUGAGUUUUUGAAUAAUUAUUUGGUUAUUUCUUUCGACAAAAAAUCUAUUUAUAUUACGAUACGAUGUAUAAUUUAUAUAAUAUAUAUAUAUUUACGUUUACUGAUUAACUCAUUAAUUCAUUCACUCACUCAUCAUCCUCUGUCAGGUCAGGAUGCAUAAGAAAUUCAAAUUUUACAAUUUAAUAAUAGUCCACCGCAUGUCCAAAUAAUUAUUUAUAAUUUAUAUAAAUUAUAUUAUAUAUUAUUGAUUGCAUUUUCUGACAGUCUUAAUCAUAUAUAUAUAUAUAUACAUAUAUAUAUAUAUAUAUAUAUAUAUAUAUAUAUAUAUAUAUAUAUAUAUAGACAGUACCUAUAGCAAGGCACUGAUAACAGACCAAAAGUAAUAA
Helobdella robusta is the source of this 2570-nucleotide messenger RNA. RefSeq lists its product as hypothetical. Gene Ontology annotation, cellular component: cytoplasm. The record is from RefSeq and is a predicted model, not a curated record. The coding region runs from base 1 to 2154 and encodes 717 amino acids. NCBI's taxonomy places the organism in Eukaryota, Metazoa, Annelida, Clitellata, Rhynchobdellida, Glossiphoniidae. Gene Ontology annotation, biological process: proteolysis. The transcript is spliced from 15 exons. Gene Ontology annotation, molecular function: calcium-dependent cysteine-type endopeptidase activity.